Portunus trituberculatus (swimming crab) is the source of this 1541-nucleotide messenger RNA. It is a transcript of the gene Chrac-14, whose product is annotated as DNA polymerase epsilon subunit 3-like. The record is from RefSeq and is a predicted model, not a curated record. Gene Ontology annotation, biological process: leading strand elongation; heterochromatin formation; DNA damage response. The coding region runs from base 209 to 670 and encodes 153 amino acids. Lineage: Eukaryota; Metazoa; Arthropoda; Malacostraca; Decapoda; Portunidae. Gene Ontology annotation, cellular component: CHRAC; epsilon DNA polymerase complex. The transcript is spliced from 3 exons. Gene Ontology annotation, molecular function: chromatin DNA binding; protein heterodimerization activity.
AAGAUCAAAGCGUGCUGGGCCAACCUUCAGCUUCUCGCGCGUAAACGUGAGGUGUACAGCGGUGUGGUGUGCUGUUUACCUCUAUAUACUGUGCUGUUCUGGUUACUCUGCCUCACACACACACACACACACACACACGCCGCCACAUAUUCCAGGAGGUGGCCUGACUAAGGCAUUGUUGUUGAAGACAGACAAGCUACACACUAAGAUGGCAGAGCGGCCAGAGGAUCUGAACCUGCCCAAUGCUGUCAUCACGCGCAUCAUCAAGGACAUGUUGCCGGAGGGUGUGGCCGUGGCCAAGGAGGCGCGCUCUGCCAUUGCCCGUGCUGCCUCGGUGUUUGUAUUGUUUGCCACCUCAUCAGCAAACAACUUGGCUCAGAAACACAAGAAGAAGACAGUCAGUGCUCAGGACACAUUCUUAGCCUUGAAAGAGAUGGAGUUUGAUAAAUUCAUUGAGCCACUACAAGAAAGUUUAGAAGUUUACAAAAGAUCUCAACAAAACAAAAAAGAACAGAAAGAAGCAAAGGCCAAAGCAAAGAAAGCUGAAGAAGCAGAUAAAAACUCAGGCAGUGUUGAAGACAACAGUGAGGAUGGCGACGUGUCCAACACGAUGGAAGCUUCAUUGACGACGGAUAAAGAAAAUGAUGAUGUGAUGGAAAUAGCAGAAUAGUACCAGUCAAAUAUUCUAUUGCCAAUAGUGUGAGACAACCUCUUUGUACUACAUUUGUAUGUGCUUUAGAUUUUUUAUUUAGUUGUUCAAGCAUAUUUAACUGUAAUUGAAUAAUGACAAGUACAAUGUCUUCAAUAAGGAAUAGUAUUUUGUAUGUAGUUAUUUCAUCAUUGUCAUCAUUAUCUUCAUCCUCUUCAAAUUUCCAGUUUCCAGUAGACAGGCUGAGAUUACUGGCAAUGUUCAGUGGUCAUUGGUGGUAUCUGUACAAACUGAGUGAUUUGUUGGACGUUGGAAUUGUGAAGGGGAACACUCAGAUUGUUUGUCAAUAUUAAUAAGAUUGUGAAAAAGUGUUUUACGAGUGAAAAUGAAGGUGCUGAUGGGAAUGUUACUUGAAUGGAAGAAUAUUAUCAAGUACAGCUUUGAAAGACUAGUAAUAGAGGCCAAAUCCUGAACAAGCCAGAAAGAAUUGGUUGGGUAGGAAGAGGUGGAAGCUCUACUGCCCUGAUCAUCCCUCCUUGAGAAAGGAAUGUGUCAGAGAGAAAUAUUGGUAGUGUCAGGUAGACAGUCUCAUAAGCUUCUGUAUGGAAGGUUGUAUCCAUAAUAUACCUCUCCCCAUGUAGACCUAAGAGCUAAAGUACAUGUUAAGUUGUACUAAAAAUUGUGUGUGUGUGCGUGCGUGCCUGCCUGCCUGCCUGCCUGUGUGCCUUAAUUAUGAAGAUGUUAGCUUGUUAUGUGGAAAGAAAGGGAUCAGAAAAUUAUUGUCAGUGAAGCAACAGAAUUGGUCAUGUACUUAGGGUAGUGUGGAGCAAGGAAGACUCCUGAUAACAAAUGCCUAGCUAUCCUAUCCAUACAAAUAAAACCAAGAGAUUGU